GCCGAUACGUUCGCAGCACGCCGAUGCACGACGGCAGCCAGACAUUCACCCUCCAGCAUAUGCAGCCUAGGCCCCAGCAACUGUUGGCCAUGUACGGCAUUCCGGCAUUGUGGACUGCAACUGCAGGAGGGACCGUCAAACUCCUCCGACUCGCUCAUAGUUCACAUCAGGAGAACCAAGGUGAUGAACCCCUUGAAGACCCUGACGAAGGUACCCUCGAAGCGCCCCCCAAUCCGUUAGAUGAUCCCGCAGACUCUCUUCUUGAGGGCUCGAUGCUGGAAGGAGAUGGCCAGACCAUACAACCCGAUCAUACCUGUUCAGAGGCAUUUUCAUCGGGAGCAGAUUACCUAGACGCGCUCUCUCUCAGAUAUAGAGAAGGCUACAGUGUCUACGAUUGGGACUACGAGCCUUGCGAGGCCUGUAUCUGGGAAGCAAAGUCACUGGCUGAAUCAGACACCAAGCCCGAAGCUUCUGCACUUCAGCUUGGGACCGGCGAAGCUCCUCCGGAGCCCUAUUCCGGUUAUGAGUCAUGUCGUCUAGCUGUCGAAGCACAUCAAGCCCUCGAUUCCUUCCGGUCACCUACCAUGCCGCCGCCACCGCAGCCACGCCUGAGUGGACUACGAGAAUCCGACGACAAGAGCCCGGAUUACGCCUUCCAGUCGUCUCCGGCGUAUACCUAGACGUGCCCUACGGGUAUUCCCAAAGGGAAAUACAAGACAUCCGCAGAGGUCUCCAAGAUGCUCAAGAACAAAGGGGGCUUUCUCGAGGCCUUGAAAAGGGGAGAUCGGGACUUGGCGAUACCCAAGAAGCAGGGUGCCGACGCGGAGUCCGAUGGGCAGGAGAAGAAGUAGGCGGCCAUUUCUUGAUCUAGCGUUCAUGGAGAUUGUAGUCAAUCGAAGAUACUCAUGCAACCUUGAACUCUACAGUGGCAUGUGACA
Molecule: messenger RNA, 938 nt
Organism: Mytilinidion resinicola
Lineage: Eukaryota; Fungi; Ascomycota; Dothideomycetes; Mytilinidiales; Mytilinidiaceae
Exons: 3
Coding region: 24-680 (218 amino acids)
Source: RefSeq, a predicted model, not a curated record